Messenger RNA from Setaria italica (foxtail millet), 1079 nucleotides. Its product is annotated as B-box zinc finger protein 20. Gene Ontology annotation, biological process: regulation of DNA-templated transcription; photomorphogenesis. Bases 162 to 941 code for a protein of 259 amino acids. The transcript has 3 exons. The record is from RefSeq and is a predicted model, not a curated record. Gene Ontology annotation, cellular component: nucleus. Lineage: Eukaryota; Viridiplantae; Streptophyta; Magnoliopsida; Poales; Poaceae. Gene Ontology annotation, molecular function: zinc ion binding.
GCAACAUCUCUAGCCGAGAGACAUUGACUUGAGCAAGUCUUAUCUACCUCUCCCACUCCCAUACCACUUUUUACGCUUGAAUCAGCAUCCCUUUUGGGCAUCGAACUAUCGAGGCGAAGGCGACGAGGCGGAGUGGAGUACCUCGGCGGCGGGCGGCCGGGAUGAAGGUGCAGUGCGACGUGUGCGCGGCCGAGGCGGCUUCCGUCUUCUGCUGCGCCGACGAGGCCGCGCUGUGCGACGCGUGCGACCGCCGUGUCCACCGCGCCAACAAGCUCGCCGGGAAGCACCGCCGCUUCUCCCUCCUCCACCCUUCGUCAUCGUCGUCAGCAGCGCAGACGAAGCCGCCGCUCUGCGACAUCUGCCAGGAGCGGAGGGGGUUCUUGUUCUGCAAGGAGGACAGGGCGAUCCUGUGCCGGGAGUGCGACGUGCCGGUGCACACCGCGAACGAGUUGACGCGGCGGCACAGCCGGUUCCUGCUCACCGGCGUGCGCCUCUCGUCGGCGCCGGUGGACUCCCCGGCCCCAUCGGAGGGGGAGGAUCAGGAAGAAGAGGAGUUGGAGAACAGCGGCAGCCCCUGCAACGCCGACUCCUGCAGCGGCGGCGCCGGCGCCACCACCGCGGCGAGCGCGAGCGACGGGAGCAGCAUCUCCGAAUACCUGACCAAGACGCUGCCCGGGUGGCACGUCGAGGACUUCCUCGUCGACGACGCGUCCGCCGGCGCCUGCUCCGACGACGCCCUCUAUCAGCAGGGAGAGCAAGGGCAGAUCGGCGGCCUGCUGCAAGAAGCUUACACGCCGUGGACGGGGCGUGAGCAGAUGCUCGCCGACGUCGUCGUCACCACCGACGAGCGGGCCAGCCGGGAGCGGUGGGUGCCGCAGAUGCACGCGGAGUUCGCCGCCUGCAAGCGGGCCAGAGCGUCGCCUCCCUGUUCUUACUGGUGAAAAGCUCGCCGUCUUUCAGUAAGAUGAUGAUCUGUACUGGACUACUAAUAUGUACUAUUAGAAGGUAGGAACGAUGGAAAAAAGGAGAUCUAAAAACGAAUCGAGCGAAUCGUAAACUUUUCGCAUUUCUUCUGGCUA